Messenger RNA from Physcomitrium patens, 2714 nucleotides. Its product is annotated as cytochrome P450 CYP94D108. NCBI's taxonomy places the organism in Eukaryota, Viridiplantae, Streptophyta, Bryopsida, Funariales, Funariaceae. Gene Ontology annotation, molecular function: heme binding; oxidoreductase activity, acting on paired donors, with incorporation or reduction of molecular oxygen; monooxygenase activity. The record is from RefSeq and is a predicted model, not a curated record.
CCGCUUGAAGGGUUUGUUGCGAGGACAUGGUAUUUACUCGCUUGCCUUCGUCGUUGCUUCGGCGCAUCCAUUCUCAGACCUUCCUUUGCCCAUGUGACGUCAUGGCUCGUUGGUGCGUGGCAUUCCGUUACAAAGCAUCCCUCCGAACGCCGCAAUUCCUUUGUGCCACUUUCAGUCUACCCCACAGUGUCGCCCUCAAUCGAUUGUUUUAAAGGGGGGACGGGAACCCACUUUGGCUUGUCCUCGAGCCAUCGAUAUGGACAGUGGUUGUUGAUUUAUGUAGUGCUGUGUCGUUGCUUGCGGAACCGCGCGGGACUGGUUGUGUGCACCGCGGUUGCGUUAUUUUGUGUGUAUUGGUUCAUUCAAGUGGAUUCGAGUUGGGGAUGAGUCGGUUUCGCUAUCAAUACCGGAAUUUAGGUUUUUGAAUCUACAUUUUGCUGGCUGUGUUUUUGCUUGCGGAGUUUAGAGAAGAGAAAGUGAGGUGAGUGAUGAGCAUUGUUGAUGGGAGGUGAACGUGUCGCGCAGAAUCUUAAAUUGGAAGGCUUGUUUCGAAUUUACCGCUCGGCAGAAUUUCGCAAUCGGUGUAGAUGUAAACGUGAUAAGAACAUCGUUGGCGGUGCUGAGAGUUGGUAGGGAAUAGGGUUCCAAUAUGUCUUACCCGAACUACAUGUCCCCCGAAAUGGGGAGAUUCGAGAAGUGGGCGCUGCUGCUUAGGGAGGAAUCCGAAGAGCACACACUAGCCUUUGUGGCAACGAUUCUUUUCGUCGCAGUGAACGCUUUGAUCUUCAUCUGGUGGCAUCAUCCUUUAUACGGGAAAAACAUUGGGCCUAGAGUCUAUCCUUUUGUGGGUUCGCUGCCGAGCGCUAUCCAGCAUGCUCACCGGUUGCUUGAUUUCUCAGUCGAAACUUUGCGUAAAUCUCCGACACUGACAAUUAGGUAUGUGCAGUCAGGCUAUACUGCGUACAGCACCGCGAAUGUAGAAAAUGUUGAGUACGUGCUGAAGACGAAGUUCGAUAAUUUCGUCAAGGGCGAAAGGAUGGGGGAUGUGCUGUUUGAUCUUUUAGGGAGGGGUAUCUUCAACGCCGACGGUAAUUUAUGGAAAUUACAGCGGAAGCUUGCAAGCCAUGAGUUUAGUUCCCGGUCCUUGCGAGAAUUUGGUGUCGAGUGUGUGCAGAAAGAGCUACAGAAUCGCUUGGUUCCCGUUCUCUCCCAAUUCAGUGAAAAUGGGAAUGUCGUGGAUUUGCAGGACCUCUUGAUGAGGUUUUCUUUCGACAAUAUAUGUCAAUUGGGCUUUGGUGUGGACCCAAAUUGCCUGGAGCCUUCCCUCCCGCCCGUGAAAUUUGCGGAGGCUUUCGACAAGGCCAACGAGUGCACGUUGCUUAGAUUCCGAACGUUUCCAAUCAUGCUGAGGCUCUACAAGUUCUUCAAUAUCGGCAUUGAGAGAGGGUUGAAAGAGUCAAUGGCGGUGGUCCACAAUUUUGCACAGGAAGUAAUUGAGGCACGGCGGAAGGAAUUCAACGAGAACCACGGGGACAUAGGUCACGCUCGUCAAGAUCUUCUAUCCAGGUUCAUGCUCUUCACAGACUCGUCAAACAGUGAAGUGUUGGUGCAAUCUGAUCUCGAGCGGAAAUGCAUCAGUGAUUUGAACUUAGAUGCGAGCGAUGCAAAGGAGAAGCAGAAGGCCUCUGAUAUCUUCCUGCGAGACAUGGUGAUAAGUUUUGUCCUGGCUGGUCGUGACACGACUUCCUUAGGGCUGAGCUGGUUUUUCUACGCCCUAGGUCACAAUCCUCACGUAGAAGCUAAGAUUUACGACGAAAUCAAAGAGCAACUGCAAUUACAAGCGCAGGAAGAUGAUUCUCUACCAUCUUCCCGACCUCCGGGCCAAUUAUUUACCUUCGAACAAUUGAAGAAAUUGCACUACUUGCAUGCUGCAUUACACGAAUCCCUCCGCCUUUUCCCGCCUGUACCAUGGGAUUCAAAGCAUGCGGUCCGAGACGACGUCUUACCUGAUGGCACCGUCAUACUCAAAGGUGAGCGCGUCACUUUCAAUAUUUACGCCAUGGCUCGAAUGGAAGCCAACUGGGGCCCUGACUGCAAUGAGUUCAAGCCUGAGAGAUGGUUGAAGGAUGGAGUCUUUGUACCUGAGAGUCCUUUCAAGUUUGCAACCUUCCAGGCUGGUCCUCGCAUAUGCCUCGGCAAGGAAAUGGCCCUUAUCCAAAUGAAGCUGGUUGCGUCGAGUUUGGUAUACUGCUUCAAGUUUACUCUGCUCGAGGAUCCUCCUAGAACAUGUCUUUCGUUUGUCUUUAAAAUGUUGAAUGGGUUUCCAGUGAUUGUACACAAGCGAGCUGUGUCGACGUGAGCUAUGUGGGUUUGAUUUGCGCGAACCCAUGUAUAUCUGCAGUUAGAAUGUCUACGGUAGUUCUUCAGUGAUGUCUCCGAAUCUUUGAAUAUAGUAAGAUGGUGCUGAACUACCUUGCGUCUUCUUUGGGAGCCUCUGCAUAAUCAUUUCAUCCCUUCUGAUCUAUCCAGCAAACUGGAACAAACUUGUCCGGAAGUUUAGAUUUGUGAACUAUGUUGUCUGUACUCAUGCUCCCAUACAUAGAUCUAGUAUCGUUACUUAGCAUAAGCUUCAUUUCUACCGAAGUAUUGGAGAUGUCCCACUUCCAUUAUUUUUAUAAUCCACAAAGCAGACCUCUUCCUCUUGAUUCAGAAUC